This is a messenger RNA of Colletotrichum acutatum, 842 nucleotides long. RefSeq lists its product as uncharacterized. The transcript has 4 exons. Gene Ontology annotation, cellular component: U6 snRNP; spliceosomal tri-snRNP complex; P-body. Bases 109 to 498 code for a protein of 129 amino acids. Gene Ontology annotation, molecular function: U6 snRNA binding. Gene Ontology annotation, biological process: spliceosomal snRNP assembly; P-body assembly; nuclear-transcribed mRNA catabolic process. The record is from RefSeq and is a predicted model, not a curated record. NCBI's taxonomy places the organism in Eukaryota, Fungi, Ascomycota, Sordariomycetes, Glomerellales, Glomerellaceae.
CCGAAGGUGACCCACUUAAAUCUCAUGGUCGCAUAAUCGUCAACCGUCCGCGUCAAGCUCCAGCUCAGCUUCCUUUCCCACGGCAAGCUCCAGAGCCCAAAUCACAAAAUGUUACCCCUCGGUCUCUUGAACGCCGCCCAAGGGCACCCUAUGCUCGUCGAGCUGAAGAACGGCGAAACCCUCAAUGGCCACCUGCUCAUGUGCGAUACCUGGAUGAACCUCACAUUGAAGGAGGUCGUCCAAACGAGUCCGGAAGGCGACAAGUUCGUCAAGAUACCCGAAGUUUACGUCAAAGGAAACAACAUCAAAUACCUACGAGUACCCGACGACAUCAUUGACGUUGUGAAGGAGAACCAACAGAACCAGCAAGGAGGAUUCCGCGGUGGCAGAGGUGGAUCGAGAGGAGACCAUGGCGGCCGCGGAGGCGACAGAGGUCGGGGCAGAGGCCAGGGCCGUGGAGGUAGAGGAAGAGGUAACCGUGGUGGUGGUGGGCAAUGAUGAUAUCCCGGACACGAUCAUGACGAGCCCAGUUGAUACACGGCUUCCAGCGGCUACUUUGCACGAUUUGCAAGAAGAUUGCGGCCUCCAGAAGGCUAUAGACAUCCACAUUGGACGUCUCACACGAAAAGAAAUCCGAAUGCGGAUGCCAUUCGGAAUUACAAGGCCAUUGGAUCAGCAUUGCGUUUUUGGCCUUUGGCCGCCCGCCUUGGGAGCACGCCUAUCAACAUAAUCAUUUUACGUUUAAAAAGCAAGAAGAGAUUCCCAUGAGACGAUGCUUCUUCAUAUGCCAGCCGUGAUGCUUGUGCAUGCUCGUCGUCUAUCGCGAAGCGCAUUCAAUGUCG